Messenger RNA from Ectocarpus sp. CCAP 1310/34, 1404 nucleotides. Lineage: Eukaryota; Phaeophyceae; Ectocarpales; Ectocarpaceae. The record is from the annotation of a GenBank genome assembly.
AUGGGGCUGCGGGCAAGGGCACGCGCACCUAGUGCGCGGCGUGCGGAGAAAUCUACAGGGGCUGGCCGACCGAAGGGAAGCUUCGGCCGGAAGAGGUUGUAUGAGAUGAUGGCAACAUACAAGGCGCGCGUGGAGCAAGGCCAGCUGGAGUUUGCCGACAUGCAUGUGCGGGACCUCUCCACCGCCAUGUUGGAUGCGGCGGUAGAAGUGGACAAACAUGAGGAUGUCUGGCGACCGGCAUUCCUCAAGCGCCAGAGCAAAAGGGGUGUGCGAAGGGCAGAGGCUCUGCGCAAGACGGAGGACGGGCGUGUUUGGGUCUGCGUGCAUGCCUUCGCGGAAACUCUCUCCGAGCUCCACCCGAAUCUACGAGCGAGGGUCACGAGCAAGAAAGAGUACGCCGAUGGCAGAAAGGCAAUAUUUUGCCACCAGGACGAGUGCAUCUACAGGGCCAACGACGGGGAGCGUAUGGCGUGGUGGCCACCGACGACGCACGGGCUGAGAAAGAAGGGAGAAGGACAGGGCAUCAUGAUUUCCGGCACCAUCGUGGGCGACGUUGGAUUCGUAGAGGGCACUCAAGAGGAAAUCGACAAGGUGAUCAGACCAGGCCUGAAAAGUACCGCGACAUCAACAUGCUCUACUUCGAGGGCGAGGGCGACGAUCGCAACUUCUCGACGUACUACAAGUUCGAGUACGGCAAGAACAAGGAGGGCUACUGNAGAGGGCACUCAAGAGGAAAUCGACAAGGUCCAAGAUCUGCGGCGUGAGCGCUGCCGCAUUUCGAAGGAAAAACACGCUGCAGGUGAUCAGACCAGGCCUGAAAAGUACCGCGACAUCAACAUGCUCUACUUCGAGGGCGAGGGCGACGAUCGCAACUUCUCGACGUACUACAAGUUCGAGUACGGCAAGAACAAGGAGGGCUACUGGACGAGGGAGAAGAUGAUCGAGCACAUGGCGGAUGUGUUGGAUCUGUUGGCCGUCAAGUUCCCGAACCACAGGCCCAUCUGUUUUUUCGACUGGUCAUCGUGCCAUGAUUGCGUUGAGGAGGAGGCACCAAGUAUAUCUAGAAUGAACGCGGGGUACCGGAGGGUGAGAAAAGGGCAGGAUCUAGCUCCUCAGAAUGCUACCACCAUACUGGAAGACACACCCACACUCAAGAAAGGGGCAGUGCAGCACCUCACCUUCCAGCAGGGAGAGUACCCAUGCUAUGAGCCAGACGCCACCGAUCACGUAGGCAAGGUCAAGGGGAUGAAGCAAAUCCUGUUUGAGAGGGGGCUUUGGAUCCCAGGGAUGACCGUGUUGGGGGGCAAGAAGGGUCAGGAGCCUAACCCGAAGAUGAGCAUGCCGGCGGUGUUGCGCGCGCAAAAGGAUUUCGCGAACGUCGACUCUAGUCNCCGUCGACUCUAG